Messenger RNA from Scheffersomyces stipitis CBS 6054, 351 nucleotides. RefSeq lists its product as uncharacterized. The record is from RefSeq and is a predicted model, not a curated record. NCBI's taxonomy places the organism in Eukaryota, Fungi, Ascomycota, Pichiomycetes, Serinales, Debaryomycetaceae. Bases 1 to 351 code for a protein of 116 amino acids. The transcript has a single exon.
AUGAGAUCACUUCCACCACCCAGAAUCACCAGGGCUAGAAAAUGGAAGCGAAUCAAAAGAGCUUUCAAGAGUCUCUUCACAAAGGGGUACAUAAGCGACCAUGGUGCAUUUGUUUCAACUUCCCGAACGUCCAAAUCAACCAUGAAAGCCUCCAUUUCCACUAUUAAAAGAUCCAGAAUCUCUUCUCGAUUCAGGAAAAGAAACUUUACUGACGGUGUGGAUUUGGCAGAUGGCGCCAAUCUAGGAUUGAAGACUAUGGGCCAUCUUGGUCGAUUGGCUACACGUGCCUCGUUUCCACUCUUUAACCCCCUUGGACAGCCUCCAGAAGUCAAUCUCACCUGGAAAUUCUAG